AUGGCUCCAAAACUCUACGCCUCCAAGGUGUCUGGGAACUGCUACAAGGUCCGCCUCCUGGCCAGCUUACUCGAUAUUCCCCUUGAACAAGUUGAAAUAGACUUCUUCAACCUACAGCACCGUUCACCGGAGUUCUUGGCCUUGAACCCUCGCGGCGAGCUGCCAACGCUGGUCGACCAGGGGAAAAUCUUCAACGACUCCAGCGCGAUCCUGAUCUAUCUCGCCGGCACGAACCCCGAUAGAGGCUCCAGCGCGGGCCCCUCGAGCUACUGGUCCGCCGACGUUGUGGACCAGGCCUCUAUCGUGGACUGGCUCGCCUUCGCGGGCAGCUGGAUCCAUGCCGGACUCUCCAAGGCCAGGGCGAUCGUGGCGUUCCAUUGGCCGCCCAACGCCAGCGAGGUGGACCUUACAGAGGCAAAGAACAAAGGAGUGAAAUCGCUAGAGAUUCUGGAGGAGAGGCUGGCGAAGGAGCAAUGGUUGGCCUUGUCAAGGCCGACAAUCGCGGAUGUGGCCGUGUUUGUCUAUGUUGCCUUGGCUGAGAUGGGCAAUGUCCCGUUGGCACCAUACCCUGCUGUUAGGGCGUGGAUCGACAGGAUCAAAGGGCUACCUGGAUUUGUUCCACUGGAUGGCUUGGAUAAGGCGAUGGGCUAG
Molecule: messenger RNA, 651 nt
Organism: Fonsecaea nubica
Lineage: Eukaryota; Fungi; Ascomycota; Eurotiomycetes; Chaetothyriales; Herpotrichiellaceae
Exons: 1
Coding region: 1-651 (216 amino acids)
Biological process (GO): glutathione metabolic process
Molecular function (GO): glutathione transferase activity
Source: RefSeq, a predicted model, not a curated record